AUGGAUGAAAAACGACGAACCAUCCGUCAUGAGCUUACUAGAGACGACCAAGCCAACCAUACGACUUGGCAUUCCAACGACACCAGAAAAACCACCAGCACAGGCGAUCUCUUUGCCCAAAAUGUUAGCGGCCAACCAACUGAUGCUACCGAGACGCCGUAUUCACCUGCGCCACCGAGCGAGCUCUGGGGAGGAGAGAUUGGCAUUCGAGAUAAUGAUGGCCGAAUUGAUAUCGAUUGCGAUUCCAAGUUGGUACGAGCCAUGAGCUUGAUGUCCCAAGCGAGAAGAGGAUCGGAAGAAAAGCAGGCGUACAGGCCACCAUCGCCUAGUCCGUCUUUACCGCCGUAUGAGCAAGUCCAAGGCUGGGCAGCUGGAACGGAUUGUCAUCAAGAUCCAAUCAAACUCAACGUGUUGAUACAAGUCGUGGGUAGUCGGGGGGAUGUUCAACCUUUCGUCGCUUUGGGCGCCGAGCUUAAGCAACGCGGUCAUCGUGUCCGAUUAGCUACCCACGACCUCUUUGAAAAGUUCGUCAGGGAUGCCGGCUUGGAACACUACUCAGUUGGUGGUGACCCUGCGGCCCUGAUGGCUUAUAUGGUCAAGAACCCAGGUCUAAUCCCUAGCAUGAAGAGCCUCCAGGCCGGCGAGAUCCAACAGAAGCGUGAAAUGGUUGGAGCGAUGCUCGAAGGCUUUUGGGAAGCUUGCAUACGGCCGGACACUGUCACAGGUCUUCCAUUUGUAGCAGACGCAAUCAUCUCGAAUCCUCCCAGUUUCGCCCACAUCCACUGCGCUCAGGCGCUUGGUAUUCCUGUCCAUAUCAUGUUUACUAUGCCCUGGACAAGCACGACGGCGUUUCCUCACCCACUAGCCAAUUUGAAGAACGUUGGAGGGGAUAGAUCGCUGGCGAACUAUAUCUCUUAUGGGGUGGUCGACCACAUGACUUGGCAAGGACUUGGUGAUGUGAUUAACAAGUGGCGCAAAAGCCUCGACUUGGAGAAGGUGGCCAUGUUUGAUGGACCAAUGCUGACUAAAUCGUUGAAAAUCCCCUUCACAUACUGCUGGUCUCCAGCUCUCGUUCCCAAGCCUAGAGAUUGGGGUUCCCACAUCGAUGUUUGUGGUUUUUUCUUUCGCGACACGCCCGAGUACUCCCCUCCGGAAGACUUGUUUCAAUUUCUCAAGGCCGGGCCUCCGCCAGUGUACAUCGGAUUCGGAAGUAUCGUUCUAGACAACCCCGAGCGCAUGGUUAACACUAUUCUGAGUGCAGUCAAAAUUGCAGGGGUGAGAGCCAUCAUUUCUAAAGGCUGGUCAGAUCUGGCUGGCUCACAAAGCGAGUCUGUGUACUGGAUCGGCGAUUGCCCCCAUGAAUGGUUGUUUCAACAGGUAGCGGCUGUGGUGCAUCACGGAGGUGCUGGCACGACGGCUUGUGGAUUAAGGAAUGGCAAACCGACAACCAUAGUUCCUUUCUUUGGAGACCAGCCAUUCUGGGGUGACAUGGUUGCCAACGCUGGCGCUGGCCCCAGACCUAUUCACCAAAAAGAUCUCAACCUAGAUAACCUCGGUGCUGCUAUCCAGUACUGCCUGACGCCUCAAGCCGCGUCGGCAGCACAGGCUAUAGCGACACAGAUGGCAGCUGAGAAAGGUGUUCAAAGCGCCGUGAAUUCGUGGUGGAAGCAGCUGCCCCAAAAACGCAUGCAGUGCGAUCUUCUACCCAGUCAGGCCGCCGCAUGGGCAUUCACAAAGUCCAAGACACCUAUAAAACUGUCAAAGCUGGCUACUGAAGUUCUUCUGUCUCAUGAUGCGUUGCAGCCGAAACAGCUUUCUAUAUACCAAAGCAAACCCAUCACCAUCGAUGUCACACGGUGGGAUCCUGUCUCUGGCGGGGCGUCUGCUGUCAUGGCUACGGCGGUGGAUUUGACAGGAUCGAUAACGGGCAUGGUCACGAAGCCUGUGGAAGUCUAUCAAGGCGAGAAACGACGCCGAGCCCGUAACUUGAAGCGGCAGCAGAUACAGCAGCGGGAGAGCGACAGCCCCGGCUUCAAGCGGGAUGCCUCCAUUGAUGACUGCAGCUCGGUUGCUUCCACUGGUAACGGAAGAAGCAAAGGGAAACAAAACUCGAUGGCGGGCAAAGUGGCUGGGGCAUCAGCGAAGAGCAUUGGCCUUUUUGCACCUAUAGCGGCCAAAGGCAUGCUGUUGGACAUCCCGCUCGCCAUAACCGAAGGAUUGAGGACAGUUCCGAAGCAUUUCGGCACCGAGGUACGCAACCACGGCCCAGUCACCAAUGCCAAGAGCGGUGCCGCUGUGGCAGGCAAAACCUUUGCGUGGGGCUUCGUGGACGGUGUGAGUGACUUAGUCAUGGAGCCCAUCAGAGGAGGCAAGAACGAAGGUGCUCUUGGUGCUUUCAAGGGGUUUGGGAAAGGUGCUGCAAGCUUAGUAGCCAAAAGCGGCGCGGGCAUGUUUGGAUUACUUGCAUAUCCUAGCGCUGGCAUUGCUAAGGGCUUGAGGUCAGCGAUGGACACUGGAACGAGGAAGGCAAUUGCCGAGGAGAAACACGCGGAGGGGCAAUGGCUAGUCAAUGGUAACGCGGUUUCUGAGGUGAACGCGGGAGAGGUGCUCGCCUCGUUCAACCGCCUUCGUGGCCUCCGCUAG
Colletotrichum orchidophilum is the source of this 2643-nucleotide messenger RNA. RefSeq lists its product as uncharacterized. Lineage: Eukaryota; Fungi; Ascomycota; Sordariomycetes; Glomerellales; Glomerellaceae. The coding region runs from base 1 to 2643 and encodes 880 amino acids. Gene Ontology annotation, molecular function: UDP-glycosyltransferase activity; hexosyltransferase activity. The record is from RefSeq and is a predicted model, not a curated record. Gene Ontology annotation, biological process: carbohydrate metabolic process. The transcript has 6 exons.